Messenger RNA from Prosopis cineraria, 1214 nucleotides. RefSeq names its product peroxidase 3-like. The record is from RefSeq and is a predicted model, not a curated record. Lineage: Eukaryota; Viridiplantae; Streptophyta; Magnoliopsida; Fabales; Fabaceae. Gene Ontology annotation, molecular function: heme binding; peroxidase activity. Gene Ontology annotation, biological process: response to oxidative stress; hydrogen peroxide catabolic process. Bases 40 to 1101 code for a protein of 353 amino acids. The transcript is spliced from 4 exons. Gene Ontology annotation, cellular component: plasmodesma; plant-type cell wall.
GAAUGCUGAACUGGACUUGCUUCGGAAAGAUGACACAAAAUGCCUAUAAAGGGAAGCAGCGGCCUCAUAGCGAAUCACACCGUCAUUGUGGCACCCAGUGUUCUCCAUUUCCACAGUUUAAACAUGGAGUCCAACAAAUUUGCGGUAUUAGCGUGUGUGAUAGUAAUUGGUGUUAUUGGAGUGUGUGAAGGAGGUGGGCUUCGUAAGAACUUUUACAAGAUGACGUGUCCUAACGCCAAGCAGAUUGUGAAGAGCAUAACAGAGAAGCGUGUGUUGGAAAGGCCUGAUUUGCCUGCCAAGUUGCUGAGAUUGCAUUUUCAUGACUGCUUUGUCAGGGGUUGUGAUGGGUCUGUGCUGCUGAACUCCACGGCCAACAAUACUGCAGAGAGGGACGCACUUCCUAAUCUAAGUUUGGCAGGUUUCGAUGUCAUUGACGAAAUUAAAACAGAAAUGGAGGCCCAGUGUCCAGGAGUGGUAUCCUGUGCCGACAUACUCGCACUAGCUGCUAGGGACGCUGUUUCCUCCUCCUUCGAUAAGCCACUGUGGCGAGCGCUCACUGGCAGAAGAGAUGGCACGGUCUCCAACAGCGCUGAAGCCCUGGCCAAUCUCCCCUCCCCUUUCUUCAACUUCACCCAACUCAAACAAAACUUCGCCGCUAAAAAGCUUACGGUCCAUGAUUUAGUUGUCUUAUCAGGUGCGCACACAAUCGGAAGAGGGCAUUGCAACUUGUUCAGCAAGAGGCUGUUCAACUUCAGUGGGAACGGUGAUCAAGAUCCUGCAUUGAACUCCACCUAUGCUGAGUUGUUGAAGACUCAGUGCCGAGGCCUCACCGACUUCACCACAGCUGUAGAGAUGGACCCCGGAAGCUCUACCACCUUCGACACCAACUAUUAUUCGAUCCUUCUUCAGAACGAGGGUCUGUUCACAUCAGAUGCUGCUCUUCUCACUGACCAGAAUUCAAGAACCACCGUCACCCAGUUGGUUCAACAAGACCGAUUCCUUAAAGAGUUCGCAGCCUCGAUGCAGAAGUUGGCGGCCAUCGAGGUCCUCAAAGGCGAAGCUGGUGAAAUUAGGACAGUUUGUGGGCUUGUUAAUUCGUAAAUAUGCUUGCUCUUCUGUCACUUUUCGCCUUCCAUUGGCGUUAACUAUGAUCGACCGGAUUCGUUCUGGAAUAAGGCCUAUUUUAUUAAGGACUUGUGGAUAAUGUGAUCUUU